UGAGCGGCGGGAGAUUCAAAUCGCGGGGUGGAGCCUCCGCAGCCGCAGCCAUGGAGGGAGCGGGCUCGGUGCGAUGCGAGCGGCUCACGGCCGAGGAGAUGGAUGAGAAGAGGAGGCAGAACAUCGCCUACCAGUACCUGUGUCACCUGGAGGAGGCCAAGCGCUGGCUGGAGGCCUGUCUGCGCGAGGAGCUGCCCCCUCCAAUGGAGCUCGAAGAGACCCUGCGCAAUGGGGUGGUCCUGGCCAAGCUGGGCCAUUGCUUUGCCCCCACCGUGGUCCCUCUGAAGAAGAUCUAUGACCCCGAGCAGAGCCGCUACAAGGCAGCCGGGCUCCACUUCCGGCACACGGAUAACAUCAACUACUGGAGGGAUGCGAUGAGCCACGUGGGGCUCCCCACGAUGUUCCACCCGGAGACCACGGACAUCUAUGACAAGAAGAACAUGCCCCGGGUGGUCUAUUGCAUCCAUGCGCUCAGCUUGUACCUCUUCAAGCUGGGGCUGGCUCCUCAGAUCCAGGAUUUGUAUGGGAAGGUGGACUUCACAGAGGAGGAGAUCAACCACAUGAAGCGGGAGCUGGAGAAGUACGGGCUGCAGCUCCCUGCCUUCAGCAAGAUCGGGGGCAUCCUGGCCAACGAGCUCUCUGGGGAUGAAGCAGCAGUGCACGCCGCCGUGCUGGCCAUCAACCAAGCCGUGGAGCAGGGGGUGGUGGCCCAGACCAUGGGGGCCCUUUGCAACCCCAGCGCGAUGCUGCUCGGCCUGCGCCCGGAGCUGGCGGGCGCCUACCAGGAGAUGCUGCACCGGGCGAAGCUGGAGAAGGGCAGCAACGCCAGGAACAGGCUCCUGCAGGUGAUCCCCGAGGGAGAGGACAUCUACGACCAUUACCUGACCCAGGCUGAGAUCCAAGGGAACAUCAACAAAGUGAAUGUGCACGGAGCUCUGGAGGAGGUGGACGAUGCCCUGGAGCAGCAGGAUGCGCUGGCGCUGCACCGUGCGCUGCAGGACCCGCUCCUGGCCCUGCGCUGCCUCCAGCGCCACAACCUCCAGCGCUACUUGGAGCAGCUCAGCACGGACCGGGAGCAGAAGGCGCUGGAGCUGGGCUACGUGGAUCUCUUGGAGAGGGAAGAGCUGGAAGCUGGGAUCCUGGCAGCAAACAGGAAGGGCGAGGAGGAGCGAGCCAUGCUGGGGGCCAUGAGCCGGGUGAACGCUGCCAUCCGUCGUGGAAACCCAGCCGAAACCUUGGGAGCGCUGAUGGACCCCGCAGCCCAGCUGCCCCACGUGUACCCGCUCGCUGCCCCCCUGUACCAGCACCAACUGGCCCUGCUGCAGAGCCAGCACCCGCGGGGUGAGCUGGUGCAGGAGGAGCUGUUUGUGGCUGUGGAGAUGCUCUCGGCCGUGGCAUUGGUUAACAGAGCCUUGGAUGCUGGGGACCCCGAUGCGCUCUGGAGCAGCCUGGUCAGCUCUGCCCUGGGGCUCGCGGGUGUCGAGGAUGCGAACGCGCAGCGGUAUUUUGAGGACUUAGCGCAGCUCAAAAGGCAACACCGGGCAGCAGGAGGGGAGUUCCUGAGCUGGACCAGCAUCCAGGACAGCGUGACCAGCACCAAUUCCUCAGUGCAGGAUGAGAACAACCGACUCAGGGCUGUGAAGCUCAUCAACGAGGCGCUGCUGCAGGAGGACCCCGAGAAGACGCUGUCGGCGCUGCUGCUGCAGGCGGCUGCGCUGCCCCACAUCAGCCUCCCCAUUGCCCGGCGCUACCACAGCGUCCUGGCCCACGCACGCAGGAUGAAAGCCCAGGCCACAGGGGAUGAUGGAGCUGAGCUCUGGUGGGAAGAGAUCCAGGAUGGAGUCUGCAAGGCCAACGAGGACACGGUGGCAGCCAGGAAGAUGGCUCUGGGCGUCGCUGCCAUCAACCAGGCCAUCAAGGAGGGGAAGGCGACGCAGACCCUGCGGGUGCUGCUCAACCCCGCCGUGGCCCUGUGUGGGGUGGUGGGCGCCUGCGCCGCUGGGUACCAGGAGCAGCUCGCGGCUCUGAUGGCCACCAAGAGGCAAGCAGGGAGCGCGAAGCCGUGCUGGAUCCAGCACCGGCUGACUGAUGGUGCCGAGUUCUACCUGAGCCUGCAGAGCUUCGAGGGCAGUUGGCAGCGCCCGCCCCACGGUGCCAUCAACACCACGCACCUGAGCCGGGAGGAGAUCCAGGCGGUGGUCGGCCGAGUGACGGCAGAGCGCGCCCGGGAGCGGCUGUGGGCAGCCAACGUGGCCUUCGUGGUGAGGCUGCAGGCUCGGCUCCGCGGCUUCCUGGUGCGCCGGGAGCUGGCGGCGCGCCGGAGCAUCCUGCGGGAGCAGCAUCCGGCUGCCGUCAGGAUCCAGGCCUGCUGGAGAGGGUACAAGCAGCGCAGAGCUUACCUGGAGCGGCUGCGCUACCUGCGGGCCAACGCGGAUGCUGCAAUAAAGAUCCAGGCGGGCGUGAGGAUGUGGCAGGCUCGGAGGAGGUACCAGGAGCGGCUGCGCUACUUCAGGCACAACGUUGAAGCUGUGAUCAAGAUCCAGGCUUUUGUGCGAGCCCACAAGGCCCGCGGGGAUUACAGGAUGCUGGUGCACGCCAGGAGCCCCCCGCUGAGCAUCCUCCGGCGCUUCAUCCACUUGCUGGAGCAGAGCCAGCAGGACUUUUGGGAAGAGGCGGAGGUGCUGCGGCUGCAGGAGGAGGUGGUGAGGAGGAUCCGCGCCAACCGGCAGCUGGAGAGCGACCUGGACCUCAUGGACAUCAAGAUUGGGCUGCUGGUCAAGAACAGGAUCACGCUGCAGGAGGUCGUUUGCCACUGCAAGAAGCUGACCAAGAAGAACAAGGAGCAGCUCUCGGAGCUGAUGUCCAUGGACAAGCAGAAGGGGCUCAAGUCGCUCAGCAAGGAGAAGCGGCAGAAGCUGGAGGCCUAUCAGCACCUCUUCUACCUGCUGCAGACGCAGCCCCUGUACCUGGCCAGGCUCCUCUUCCAGAUGCCCCAGACCAAGUCCACCAAGUUCAUGGAGUCGGUGAUCUUCACGCUCUACAACUACGCCUCCACCCCCCGGGAGGCUUUUCUGCUGCUCCAGCUCUUCAAGGCGGCGCUGCAGGAGGAGAUCAGCUCCAAGGUGGAGCAGGUCCACGACAUCCUGCUGGGGAACGCCGCGGUGAUCCGGAUGGUGGUCAGCUUCUACCGCAACGCCCGCGGGCAGAACGCCCUGCGGCACAUCCUGGGGGGCCCGGUGCAGCAGGUCCUGCAGGACAAGGCCCUCAGCAUCCGCACCGACCCUGUGGACAUCUACAAGGCUUGGGUCAACCAGAGCGAGUCACAGAGCGGGCAGAGAAGCAAGCUCCCAUAUGAGGUCAGCCCUGAGCAGGCUCUCAGCUACCCCGAGGUCCAGAGGCGGUUGGAUGUCUCCAUCCACAACCUCCUCAUGAUGACGGACAAGUUUGUCUCUGCCAUCACCUCUUCUGUAGACCAGAUCCCCUAUGGCAUGCGCUACAUGGCCAAAAUCCUGAGGACAUCCUUGGCUGAGAAGUUCCCCGAGGCUUCAGCAGAGGACAUUGACAAGGUGGUGGGGAACCUGCUCUAUUACCGCUACAUGAACCCGGCCGUGGUGGCCCCCGACGCCUUCGACGUGGUGGAGCUGUGCGCCGGGGCGAGCCUGCAGCCGGAGCAGCGCCGCAGCCUGGGCUCCAUCGCCAGGGUGCUGCAGCACGCGGCCGCCCGCAAGCCCUUCGGCGGGGACAACGCUCACCUCCGCGGCCUCAACCGCUACCUGGAGGAGACCCACCACCGGUUCAGAAGGUUCAUCUCUGCUGCCUGCAGCAUCCCAGAGCCGGAGGAGAGGUUUAACAUGGACGAGUACUCGGAGAUGGUGGCAGUGGCCAAACCCGUCAUCUACAUCACAGCGGGGGAGCUCAUCAACACGCACAAGCUCCUGCUCGAGCACCAGGACUCCAUCGCGCCGCAGCACGGGGACCCCCUGCACGCGCUGCUGGAGGACCUCGGGGAGCUCCCCACGCUCCAGGUCCUGCUCGGGGAAAGCGUUGCCAGCCCCAUGGACGCCAGCACCGAGCAGAUGCUCUCCCAGCUCAGCAAGGUGGAGAUGUCCCUCACCCUCACCGGGAAGCUGGUGCCGGCGGCCAGCAGCGAGGAGAGCGACACCAGGAGCUUAUUGCUGAGCACCAAGCAGAUGCUGGUGGAUGUGAUCCAGUCCCAGCCAGGAGAUUCCCUCCCGGAGAUCCUGUGGACACAGGCCUCGGAGCAUGAGGAAGCCUCCCAUGCGCAGCUCAUGCACCGGAGAGCGCUGCGGGAUGCGCAGAGCCCGGCCACGCUGCAGCGCAGCCGGUCCCUGGCUGCCAACAGCCAACUGUCCCUGGAGGAGAAGAAGCGCAAGAUCAUCCGCAACCUGCGGCGCCUGCAGAGCCUGGGGCUGCUGGACUCGGCCCAUCAGUACCAGGAGCUCAUCAAUGACCUGGCCAAGGACAUCCGGAACCGGAGGCGCUACCGGCAGCACCGCAAAGGGGAGCUCCUGAAGCUGAGGCAGACCCUGGAGGGUCUCGAUGCCAAGACCUUGUUUUACGAGGAGCAGAUUGAUUAUUACAACCAGUACAUCAAGACCUGCCUCGACAACCUGGCAGCCAGCACCAGGGUCAGUGGGAAGAACAAGAAGCUGCAAUCACUGCGCUACACUGCUGCCCGGCUCUUUGAGAAGGGAGUGCUGCUGGAGAUUGAGGACCUGCCCCACAGCCAGUUCAAGAACGUGGUUUUUGACAUCAUCCCCUGCGAGGAAUCGGGCCGGUUCCAGGUGAAAGCCAAGUUCAUGGGGAUCGACAUGGAGAGGUUCCAGCUGCACUACCAGGACCUGCUGCAGUUGCAAUACGAGGGUGUCGCAGUCAUGAAGAUGUUCAAUAAGGCCAAGGUCAACGUGAACCUGCUCAUCUUCCUCCUCAACAAGAAGUUCUUCAAGAAGUAAUGGGGUGGGCUGAGGCGAGUGCUUGGGUGGGGGGUCAAAGAUGCCAAAGAGAAGCCUCAGGAUCAAUGGUCCUGGGGCAUCAUGUCCCCGUGGGGGGGAAGCUGCUGCUUGCACUUAGGUUUCCCUGCCCUGGGC
Molecule: messenger RNA, 5108 nt
Organism: Pezoporus occidentalis (night parrot)
Lineage: Eukaryota; Metazoa; Chordata; Aves; Psittaciformes; Psittacidae
Gene: IQGAP3
Product: IQ motif containing GTPase activating protein 3
Exons: 38
Coding region: 51-4973 (1640 amino acids)
Biological process (GO): regulation of GTPase activity; mitotic actomyosin contractile ring assembly actin filament organization
Cellular component (GO): cell cortex
Molecular function (GO): actin filament binding; calmodulin binding; GTPase activator activity
Source: RefSeq, a predicted model, not a curated record